GCUGUGAGAUAUCUGGUCCAAACUGCAUACAAAAUAUCUGUGCACCACCUUAGCCCAUAAUUCAUAAAGUUCAUCAUAUUCAUUGACUUUGUUCAAUUACCGACUGUUGCAUACCUGCAACCUGCAGGUCGUUUAUCGGUCAGUAAAGGCAUCUUUUAGCUCCAAACAAGUAUGGCCAAACAUGCGGUGUUGUCUUCAGGGGCUAAAUUGUGGCGAUCUUUGCCAUGCGCAAAGUCGGAGCUGCGACUGGAGCUCACCCUUGCUUGUGGACAAACUUUCCGCUGGAGAGAAAAUGCUGAUGGGCACUGGACUGGAGUCAUAGGGGGACGUGUUUGGACCCUGACUCAAACAGAAGACACUCUUUGGUACUACGUGUACACAAACCAGGGUGGAGCUGGAGGAGAAAACAGCUCAGAAGACUCUCUGAGGGCAGAGUCUGUCACUGCCUCACACCACUCUGAGGUGGAAGAAGAGAUGCUGAGAGACUACUUCCAGCUGCAUGUGAAGCUGGGGGAUCUAUACAAGGAGUGGGGUGCAGCAGACUCUCAUUUCAAGAAGAUUUCUGACAUCUUUACAGGUGUGCGGAUGUUGCGUCAGGACCCCACAGAAUGCCUUUUUUCCUUCAUUUGCACUUCCAACAACCACAUCUCGCGUAUUCAGGGCAUGGUGGAGAGAUUGUGUCAGGCUCUGGGGAGCCCUCUCUGCCAGCUGGAUCAAACAUCCUACCAUGACUUUCCGACACUGUCCGCACUGGCAGACAGUGGUGUAGAGGAACGUCUCAGGGAUCUGGGCUUUGGCUACAGGGCUCGGUUCCUUCAGCAGAGCGCUAAGCAGAUCCUGGACACACACGGGCCCCAGUGGCUUGUUGGUUUACGAAACGUCCCGUAUCUGGAGGCCCGUGAUUCUCUCCGAACCCUCCCUGGAGUUGGCACCAAAGUGGCAGACUGUGUUUGUCUGAUGUGUCUGGAUAAGUGUGAGGCCGUUCCUGUGGACACACAUGUUUGGCAGAUCGCUAAACGGGACUAUAAGUACACUUCUGAUAACGGACAAAAGACCCUUACAGAAAAAGUUCACAGAGAUAUAGGGGAUUUUUUCAGAAAGCUGUGGGGCCCAUAUGCAGGUUGGGCCCAUUCGGUUUUAUUCUGUGCUGACCUCAAGAAGUUUCAGCACCUCAAAGAAAUGAAAAGUUUAAAGCAGCCACAGAACGAAGAAGAGCGUGAAGGAGAGUGCAAGGGGCUAAAAGUAAAAAGAGAAUUUGAUGGACAUGAAAAAAAGAAGAAACCCAAGUCGGAACGUCAGAAGAAGGCAAAGAUGUCCGUCAAGACGGAAGAGGUGUGAAACCACAGAUCUUUAAUCAGAUCAGACAAACAUGCACUGGAAUUAUUGUUUACAAACUUCAUGGAAAUUGGUUCAUGGUUAUAUUAUCUCUCUUUUGUGUUUUUUUUUUAAAUCUGAGGGUUAGUACUUUAAAAUUACUUUGUGCUCUUUUAUGACUUUAGAACUAUGAAACGUAUCAUACAGUGUGGAUUGUUUUAAAAAUAUAGUUAUUUAAAAAAUGAUGAGCCUGUAAAUUUUAAUAUUAAAAGUGUGAUCAUUAUGAGCCACAAACUCAGUAAAACUCAUUAAUGCUGCGCUAGACUAUUUCUACAGAAUACCAAAAGCACUGGAAAAAAAUACUGUAUUUGCUAUAAUAAUUUUGUGUGGGAAUAUGUUUAAGUUUUCUUUCUUUAUAACUGAUUUUAUUGUCCAACAUGGUGAAUCCUAAAGUUGGAAUCAGGACUCAAAAACUAAAACAAAUGACAAAACUAUUGUAAUAGAAUAUAUCUAAUCUAGUAAUUACAAAGGAAGCCCAGUUGAUUGUUUUUUUUAUUUAAGGUAAGCAGAAUAAAGGUACACUUUUUAAGACCUAUUGGUUUAAUAUAAUAUUUGAAGCACAUAUGUUGCAUUUUCAUUAGCUUCAUCGUAAUUAACAGGAAUAAAGACUUGAGAACAUCA
Messenger RNA from Poecilia latipinna (sailfin molly), 1995 nucleotides. It is a transcript of the gene ogg1, whose product is annotated as 8-oxoguanine DNA glycosylase. The coding region runs from base 172 to 1338 and encodes 388 amino acids. Gene Ontology annotation, cellular component: nucleus. The record is from RefSeq and is a predicted model, not a curated record. Gene Ontology annotation, biological process: nucleotide-excision repair; base-excision repair; base-excision repair, AP site formation. The transcript is spliced from 8 exons. Gene Ontology annotation, molecular function: 8-oxo-7,8-dihydroguanine DNA N-glycosylase activity; damaged DNA binding. NCBI's taxonomy places the organism in Eukaryota, Metazoa, Chordata, Actinopteri, Cyprinodontiformes, Poeciliidae.